AUGCAUGUCAUGAACUCGUCGUCCGGUGUAAAUCAGGUGACGUUCCAAAUGUCACCUGCUAAAGUGCUGCUGUCCAUACUGCCAUGUCUUCUUUUCAUCUACAUCAACGGGGUCAUGCUGGUGACCCUGCUGAGAAAGCCUCACCUGCUGGAGUCUUCUCGCUACAUCCUCUUCGGCCACUUGCUCCUCACCGACACCCUCCAGCUGCUGCUCGCCAUGCUGCUGUACAUAUUUGCCAUCACCAUAGUCUCCAUGGUCAAUCACCUCUGCAUGCUGGUGGUGCAACUGGCGGCCAUCGCUGUGAAAACGUCCCCGCUGAACCUGGCCGUGAUGUCGCUGGAGCGCUACGUGGCCAUUUGUUUACCGCUCAGGCACGCCAACAUUGUCACCAUCAGGACAACACGCAUCGCCAUCGUUGUCAUGUGGUCCAUGGCCUCCUUGGACUCCUUCGUCCAGCUGUUGCUCUUCGUCAGGCUGGAGAACAGCAGCUUCGUCAUGUCCCAAUACUGCAGUAGAAACAACGUGUGGCGACUGAAGAUUUACACCACCAUAGACACCAUCUUUACCAUACUUUAUUUUCUGAUAGUGGGCGUCAUUAUCUUCUUUACGUACAUCGCAAUAAUUUUUGCCGUCAGGUCAGCUUCCACAACUGUUCGGGAAGCCAGCAAGGCUCGGAAUACGGUGAUGCUUCAUAUGUUUCAGCUGUGUUUGUGUCUCACCUCCACGCUCUUCAACAUGAUUUACACAGGCGGCCUGUUGAACUUAAAGCCCGACAUGGAGCUUAAUUUUCACUACGCUCUCUUCGUAGGCCUCAUUAUCUUCCCCAAAUUUCUAAGCCCGCUCAUAUACGGCCUCAGAGAUACUACAUUCACACACGUCUUCUGCAACUAUUUCACCUUUGGCUGCAAUCGCAACGUUCAGUCUUAA
This is a messenger RNA of Nerophis lumbriciformis (worm pipefish), 927 nucleotides long. RefSeq names its product odorant receptor 131-2-like. Lineage: Eukaryota; Metazoa; Chordata; Actinopteri; Syngnathiformes; Syngnathidae. Gene Ontology annotation, cellular component: membrane. The record is from RefSeq and is a predicted model, not a curated record. Gene Ontology annotation, biological process: detection of chemical stimulus involved in sensory perception of smell; G protein-coupled receptor signaling pathway. Gene Ontology annotation, molecular function: odorant binding; G protein-coupled receptor activity; olfactory receptor activity.